Aspergillus steynii IBT 23096 is the source of this 1344-nucleotide messenger RNA. RefSeq names its product methionyl-tRNA formyltransferase. Gene Ontology annotation, cellular component: mitochondrion. The annotation marks the transcript as partial. Gene Ontology annotation, biological process: biosynthetic process; conversion of methionyl-tRNA to N-formyl-methionyl-tRNA. The transcript is spliced from 4 exons. Gene Ontology annotation, molecular function: methionyl-tRNA formyltransferase activity. The record is from RefSeq and is a predicted model, not a curated record. NCBI's taxonomy places the organism in Eukaryota, Fungi, Ascomycota, Eurotiomycetes, Eurotiales, Aspergillaceae.
UAUGUUUCUUCUGCGAGGCUCAGGGUCCCUCUGCUUGCAUUGGCACCGACGCGGUGGUCUUUUGCGCAGCUGUUCCUCGCGGUUUCUCUCCACGAAGUCCUACGCGCCACUUCGCAUUCUCUUCUGCGGCUCGGAUGACUUCAGUAUAGCUUCCCUGAAAGCUCUCCACGAGGAGCAUGUGAAUCGACCGGACCGGAUCGCGUCCAUUGAGGUCGCCUGCAGACCGGGGAAACGAUUCGGGAGGGGGUUGAAGAAGAUACGUGAAGUUCCAAUUAAAGCAGCCGCCCAGGAAUUAUCGCUUCCUAUCCAUGAAAUCGAUACAUUUAAAGGCUGGAAACUGCCUAUGCUGCACGGCGAUCCCAUUAACUUGAUCGUAGCCGUUUCGUUUGGGCUAUUCGUGCCACCACGCUUGCUUAACGAGGCGCAUUACGGGGGACUGAAUGUCCAUCCCUCGUUACUCCCAGAUUUCCGUGGCCCUGCACCGCUGCACCAUACACUCCUGGCCGAUAGAAGCAGGACCGGCGUUACCCUCCAGACCUUAGACCCCACGCAAUUCGACCAUGGCGUGAUUCUCGCCCAAACACCUUCUCCCGGACUUGAAGUCCCCGAGCAUUGCACCGUUCCGAAUCUUUUGGACAUUGUUACCCCGAAGGCGGCCCAGAUUCUUGUUGAUGGCAUUAGGAAUGGGCUCUUCGUUCGUCCGCUGGAGGAUGUCGGCUGGCGCAAACCCGAGACGGAGGGGUCCCUGAUCCAUGCAGGCAAGAUACGACCGGAAGACAGACAUAUCGACUGGGCCAACUGGACGUGGGCGGAGAUCAGCAAACGGAACCGCGUGGUGGGCCCACUUUGGAGUAACGCUCUGGUCGCCAGUGGCGAUCCCACCGGUGCUCAAUCUUUCCGUCAGCGACGAGUGAUCUUUACGGAUAUUGAAAAAGUUGAGCCGUCUCCGGAUCCUCGCGGAUUUGCCGUCGUGCCUGGAUUGCCUUUUGUAGACGGCAUUUCUCCAUUCGAGCCUCGACAGGGCAAAGGCCUCUACGUCUUCACUCAGGAAGGAAGCCUGUUGCGUGUGAACCAGAUCAAGGUGGAAGGAGAGCCAAAUGCCGAUGCUCUCACGGCUGCGCUUAAGGCUCGAAUGGUUGGCGAUCGAACAUUCCAAUCGGGCGCCUCCCAAUAUACAUCGUUCUACGAACAUCUACGAUGAAAGCAAAAAGAAAAAGGGAAUCAAUCAUCUCUGCUCACAACUGAUACCAUAAUAAUAAUAGAAUGCUGAAUUGGCCUUUGAAAGUGCGCUCGCCAGCGACGAGUUUGUUUCUAAUUUCCAGACGCAUUUGAUCAUUUUAUAGC